AGCCGCGGUUUGUGAUUGGCUAACAGCCCCACACGGAAGGGAAGCGGAACAGUCGCUGCACGCAUGAGGGCAGGAUGGUGCGGCUGAAAGCGAGGUAUUUGCUGUGCGAGGUGUGCGUUUCGCAGAGAAGCAAGCUCCAGCUUUUGGAGGAAAAGGCCAUUUUCCAAGCGGUUAAAUCGGCAGUGGCCAAAGCUCAUGGAGAAUACGGAGCAGCCCUGUUCAGCAUAGGCAGCAAAGUGACGUACCUGAAUGCCUACACCGGGGUGGUCAUGCUGCGGUUCCGGAAAGCCUUCUAUCAGCUCCUCUGGUCUGCCCUUCCCUUCAUUAACAGCAUAGGGCCCCAAGGCAGAAAAGUGCCCUGCUUCUUCAACUGUAUAUAUGUUGGAGGAACCAUUAAAACAUGUCAGAAGUUUCUUGUUCGAUACGAUCGACAACAGCUGUACCGAAUGCUGCCGCACUGUAAGACUGGGGCUGAAAAACAAGAGGUGAGGAGAGCGGUGCAGACUUGUUCUCACAGUUUCUACAAAGCCACACAACAGGAAGAUGAUGAUGAUGAUGAUGAUGAUGGCGGCGAAGAGGGUGAAGAAGAGGAGACCAUCGUGCUAUAGACCUGCUAUAGAUCUGUGGAAAGACAUGCUAAACCUAUUUAUUCCUAUUAUUCAAGGUUCUUAACCCUCAAGCCAGGAGAGGAGAAUCAUUUGUACAGACAGGAGACAUAAGGCAAGUAGUUACUAUAGUGUUUACAUUAAAAUAGGUGUAAACUUAAUCUGGGAAAGAUGACCUGUGUUAUCGCUUUAUAAAAACCCGAUAGGCACCAUAAAUAACCAGUUUCAGUUUGUAUGUUGGGGAAUGUAGUAACGUGUAUAUAAUAAAUCGAGUAAUUGAACCUUCUA
Pygocentrus nattereri (red-bellied piranha) is the source of this 893-nucleotide messenger RNA. RefSeq names its product POP5 homolog, ribonuclease P/MRP subunit (gene pop5). The coding region runs from base 75 to 608 and encodes 177 amino acids. Gene Ontology annotation, molecular function: ribonuclease P RNA binding. The record is from RefSeq and is a predicted model, not a curated record. Gene Ontology annotation, cellular component: ribonuclease P complex. Lineage: Eukaryota; Metazoa; Chordata; Actinopteri; Characiformes; Serrasalmidae. The transcript is spliced from 5 exons. Gene Ontology annotation, biological process: tRNA 5'-leader removal.